Molecule: messenger RNA, 1189 nt
Organism: Hyla sarda
Lineage: Eukaryota; Metazoa; Chordata; Amphibia; Anura; Hylidae
Product: olfactory receptor 6P1-like
Exons: 1
Coding region: 1-933 (310 amino acids)
Biological process (GO): G protein-coupled receptor signaling pathway
Cellular component (GO): membrane
Molecular function (GO): olfactory receptor activity; G protein-coupled receptor activity
Source: RefSeq, a predicted model, not a curated record
AUGGCCAAUCGCUCUGGUGAUUUUUUCUUUGAGCUCACCGGUUUUCCGGGAAUUCCUCCGCAGUUUGACAUUCUAGUUUCCUUCAUGAUGUUCAUUUUGUAUAUGGCAACCUUGUUCUCGAAUGGAUCUGUAAUGGUCUUGAUCACCAUGAAAGAGAAACUGCACGAGCCUCUGUAUAUAAUGAUCGCCAACCUGGCUUUCUCCAACCUCUUCUAUGACACCGUGACCUUACCAAAAUUUAUCGCCAAGUACUGGAUCGACGGUGGAAGGAUAUCUCUCCUUGCAUGCAUCAUUCAGGUGUAUUUCGUCCACAUGUUGCCUGGAAUAGAUGCCUUUAUACUCAUGUUGAUGGCUUUUGAUCGCUACGUUGCUAUUUGCAAACCAUUGAGGUACUCGUCCAUCGUCACCCACAGAGUCUCUCUGGCCGCCUGCGGGAUGAUGUGGCUUAUCAUUGCCCUGUGUGCACUCAUGAACCUGCUCAUUUUAAAGCAUUCUUUCUGUGGUCCAAAUAAGAUUGUUAGCUUCUUCUGCAACAGCUCAACCCUAAUACUUUUGGCCUGUGAUGAAAAUAAUUCCACUCGGGCAACCCUUUUGACCACUGGUUUGGUUCUUCUUUUCUUGCCUUUGACUUUCAUCAUAUUGUCCUAUGCCAUCAUCCUGUCGAUCAUCACACUAAACCAUUCUAAGGGUUGGAGGAAGGCUCUGUCUACUUGUACAACACACUGGAUUGUCAUGGCCUUGUUCUAUGUCCCUCGGGUAUUUGUGUAUAUAGCCAAUUACGCCAGACUGAUCCUUUCUCCAGAUCUCAGUGUCUUCCUUAUCUUUCUGUACUCGUAUUUGCCACAUUUAGCCAACCCUCUAAUAUACUGUCUGAGGACUGAGGAGAUCAAAAGGACAAUCAACAACAUAUUUAAAAGUAAAUUAGGAACUUAGGGACUUCUGGCCCAUUGUUCUGCCAUAAUCUUUCAUUUAUUUGGAUUUUGUAUGUUUGUCACUGGUUAUAUAGUAUCCAGACUACAGAUGUCUGCUGGAACAAGGAACACUUAUUUUUGUAAAAAUAAAAGAAACAUCUCCAUGGUGCAGCAUUGGCAUUCCUUUUAUUGCAGUUCUUUCCAUUUUAGGCUAGGUUCACAUUCUGUUCUGGGUCCAUCCUGCUCUUUUUGUCGGUGCCGAAUGGAUCCAAAACGGG